Didymodactylos carnosus is the source of this 291-nucleotide messenger RNA. NCBI's taxonomy places the organism in Eukaryota, Metazoa, Rotifera, Eurotatoria, Philodinida, Philodinidae. The record is from the annotation of a GenBank genome assembly.
AUGCUAUUUUUCGCAAAUUUCCAUGUAACAAUGUCAACAAACGAACAACGACAAAAAGUUUCAGAAAAUCCACAAUAUAGUAAUGAUCGUACAAAUGAAGGUCAAGUCAGUGAAAAAGAUUUGGGCAAAUUGUGUAAACCAGAAAGUUGUGGCAAAGAUGCAGUAGGCGGCGCUACUGAUACAUCAUCAGAGAAAAAACCUGGUGAACGAAGUAGAACAGAAACUGGUGAUGAUCCGCAGCAGACACAGCACAAUUCACAAGGAUCACAUUUACCGCCGUGUCCAAAUUAA